Messenger RNA from Homarus americanus (American lobster), 2727 nucleotides. RefSeq lists its product as uncharacterized. The coding region runs from base 244 to 1083 and encodes 279 amino acids. The transcript is spliced from 6 exons. NCBI's taxonomy places the organism in Eukaryota, Metazoa, Arthropoda, Malacostraca, Decapoda, Nephropidae. The record is from RefSeq and is a predicted model, not a curated record.
CAGUCGACAGUGAAAGUGAUUGUUGUGACCCUUUCCACACACAUUUCGAUUUGCAGCGACGAACGAAACUAGUGGUGCACGCGCGAACAGUACAUAUCAAGGAGCUCACUGACUAUAAUCUACCCAACUUGGUGAGUGCUUAGUUUAACUGCGUGUGUGUAUUAGUGGUGAUGUGUGUAUAAGAUCUGUGUCACACGUCAGACAUAACCAAGACAACGGACCUGCAAGAGGGAUGGAAGAGACAUGGCAGACCACAAUGAGGAACAGGACUCGUGCAACUUGGAAAUUUCGGUGUGUCCGGAGCCACACCUGGAGAUGACGCAGGACCUGGAGCUACUGGCCCAAGAGAUAGCCGAAGCUGCCGUCGAUGAUGAGAAGAGGUCCUCCCACAACCCCUCUCCGACACCAACACAGCCAGAAUGUGAGGAGGCGGCAGAGAACGAAGACGAACAUCGACCCAAAGACGGUGGCAGGGACGAGGUUGUCGACGAGGACGAGGAGAAAGGUGAGAGACCGAGAUCCAACAGCCCAGUCGACGAAGCCUCCUGGGUGCUUGUCGACGCCGAGGACGAGACAGAGAUCUGCAGACUCACUCACGAAGAAAGUCAACGAAAAUCCCCAGAACAAAAAUUUAGUGUUUUCAGAAAGUUCCUGGCACGAGCAGACCUGCGUCAGAAGUUGGCAGAUAUAGGUCUCUCAUGUGAUGCUGAGGGUAACAGUAAUGAGCAACAAGAUGUACUCAGCAUGCAGGACAUCAUCGUGUCGUGCUCUGAGUCCAUGGUGAUCUGCGACAUGCCUCAGGUAGGUGAGCAGCCUGAGCUGGGGGAGGAAGAACUCUGCCCACAAGUGUUCCUGAAGGACCUCCCGGACUGCCCAAAGUUGUCUGGUUGGCAUGGCACCUUCUCCGGCGCUCAGGUGGUGGUAGAGGUGGAGCGUCAGGGUGGCCUGGUGGUCGCCGGCGUCAGGGUGUGUCAUGAUGAUCUUCUCUCCGCCCUCGCCUCCCUCCAGCACCUCGUCACCUCCACAGGUCUGGUGUCCUAUGCAGACGUGGAUGUUCCAAGCCUCUUAGCCAGGGCUGCAUGAGUCACCACCACCUCCUCUGUCUUCCAUCACAAUGUGUGCCUUUAUGAACCAAAACUGCCACUGUCUACAACGUCCACCAUAUAUAAUGUGUACCAGAUUCAGGGAUAUCUCCUCCAUGGCACUAAACCUCUUUAGAAGUUGGCAUCAAAUCUUCCUGAACUUUGGUAUCACACUUUUCAUCUGAAAACUAAACCUCUUCUCACCUUAGUGUGAAGUUUCUCCUUAUACUGUACUGUAUUGAUAUCUAAACUCUUUUCAAUCUAGCAACUGAUCUCUUCAUUUUGUUAACACUGUUCUUUUUUCUCAAAACCGACAGUUUAUAUUUUACCUAUUAACUCAAAUUUUCCCUUUUUUCACACCAAAAGCAACUUUCAUAAGUACGAACUUAAGGGAUUUAUCCGCCUAUCUUUUCAGCUAUUCUUUAACUCUUUCGGCCCUAAGCUCAGUCUAUUAUUGCAUUCCUUAACCUAAGGUUUUUUUUCAAUUUAAGAAAAAAUACUUGAUCUUAUAAAUUAAUUGGACAAUGAUAAAAGACUUAAAACAUCAAAAUAUAAUACCCAUAAUUAGCCUUGGUUAGCUACUAAAGGCCCUUUGUUUCCUUCGUGGUACAAUACUGUAGUUUUGGCUACUACGUCCUUCCGGCAUCUCCCUGUGCUGAAAGGUUGUUUAUACACAAAAAGUAAACUUCCAUUAUCAUUCUCCCCUCUAUCACUACUAUCCAUUAAAAUUGCAUCUCUUUUUCUUCCCAAGUCGCCAUGCAUUUACGUUUACAUUUACAUGUGUCUACCAGAUGCAAGAAUAUCACUCUUAUGGCUCCAUCAUGAUGUUUAUAAGGUAACUCAGCAGCUGUGAAAUUUCUGAGAGUGAAGUAUUACUGUAGGUAACAAAUGGCAUCAUUAAUGGCUCGUGGCCACUCCAGGACAUUUGAAACAGGGCAGGAAACAUCAACCCAUAUCUUGUACAUGCAUAGGUCACUGGUCCCAAGUGUUUGAGAUACUACUGUACAACUGUAUAUAAGGAUAGGACUUGAAAGGGUUUCAUAAAGACACAUCCUAAUAUUUAUGAGAAUCAACUUGAGGUAUUGUUCAACAAUUAUAAGUGUGCUAUCACAAAAAAUCAUCCUUUAACUCUAUACAGUACAUGUAAAAGUCAGUAGAGUAAAAUAAGGUUGCAUUAAAUCAGCGGACUACUAACAUUUGGGUGUCAAUUUUUAAAAUCGCACACUAAGUGAUGCAUUUAUAGGCUGUGUCCCACAGGCCUCUACGUCCCCCUACACCACCCCAGGACUCCUAACUGCACCUCAGUAAACACACAGGCUUCACCAUGGCAAAACCAAACCAGAUAAAUGAUUUAUUCUUUUGUUUCCAUUAGUCUGCAUGAAUACAAGACUGUACUGUAUAUCUAUUUUUGGAAGAAGAAUUUUUUUUUUUUUUAAUUAUGUCUACAGUACUGUACCUAUAUUUGAGCCAGACGAUGUUCUCAUUUAGUACUAACAAUAAAUACUAUCCAUUCCUGAUGUGUGUCAAAUGUUAUUAGUGCAAAAUGUCAAUUUAUAUACAGGUAUCAUGUUAAAAAAUAUCUCUACCAUCACCAAGGACUUCAAAAUGAAACCCUGUCAGCUUAUUUGUAAUACAUGUAACUAUA